This is a messenger RNA of Cinara cedri, 801 nucleotides long. The record is from the annotation of a GenBank genome assembly. Lineage: Eukaryota; Metazoa; Arthropoda; Insecta; Hemiptera; Aphididae.
AUGGAAAAAAAACGACGAAUAAUUGUAAAGGAUAUUUUGAUGGCUGUUGAUAGAUGUCCACAUUAUCCAGAUUUGCCAGGCUGUAAAGAAUAGUGUAUUGAUGAUAUAUUUUCUUUAUCUACACUACCAGGAAAUACUUUGGUUAUUGGAGCUGUAUAUAUUGGAUUAGAUUGUGUAGAUUUUUUACGAGGUUUAGGUUAUGAAGCAAUUGUUAUGAUGGUCUAUAGAGGCUUUGACAGAGAUAUGGUUAAUUUAGUUAAGGCUGAAAUGGAAGUAAAAGGCGUACAAUUUUUAUUGGAUACAAUACCUUUGAAAGUUUCUCAACGAUCAGAUGGGAAAUUGUUAGUGAAGUGGAAAGAGGACAAAAAUUGAUAAAUUGAGUUUGAUACAGUUCUUGUAGCUAUAAGACGUAAAGCUCUUUCAAAGGAAUUAAACCUAUCAGUUGCUGGAUAAACGAUUCAUCCGAAAUCUAGUAAAUUUGUCGUUAAUACUAAACAGACCAAUGUUCCAAAUAUUUAUGCCGUUGGUGAUGUUUAGCAUGAAAGACACGAGUUGACACCUCUAAAAAUUCAAACUGGUAAAUUAUUUGUUGCAAGAUUAAACAAUGGUAAUAAAGAACAAAUGGAUUAUGAUAAUGUUGCUACAACAGUUUUUUCACCUCUUGAGUAUGGUUAUGUUGGUUUCACAGAAGACGAAGCAAUUAAUAGAUUUACUGAGGAUAAAAUUGAAGUGUACCAUACGUAUUACAAACUAGCUGGAUUUAUUACCCCUAAAAAGAAUGUUGAAAAUUACUAUUUAUAA